AUGUUCGGAGAGAAUAGUGAUCUCUUGGUGCUCCAGCGACACGACGACACGCUGAUGCUGCUUCAAUUGCUUAUGAUUGGGACUGCGAUCAUAACAGGUCUACGGAUUCGCACACACUUCAGCUUACUUAUUUCAAUGUCUCUUCCGUGCGUGUAUGCCGUGUUUAGUCUUCCGCCAGGUAUGUCACCGCACGAUAGGUCAAUGGUAGUCGCUUUUUUGUUAGUUGUUGUGACAUCUUUAGUGUUGUCAUGGACGAGCCAACGAAUCAUCGAUAUUGAGCGACGUGUGGAAUGGAUGCGCGCUCUCAUGUUGGAAGAUGAGUUGCGGGCUCUGUCCCCCUUGGCUGAAGAAGAUCCAAAAACAAAGAUGCUGAAUCAAUUGCGUGUAGCAAUCCAGGAAGAAGAUGACAAUGCUAUCCGGGAGGCUCGACUGUCCUUGUGCAGUUUUGGUUUCUCGGACGCAGAAGUUGAUGCCCACGUUGCCGACAUUCGCAAAGAAAUCAGCGAGAGAUUCGGUGUCAGCGCCGCGUAUCUGCUCUCAGACGAGUUUGAACAAUUGGUAGCCGACCGCACAGGGCGCCAGGAUCCAACUUUUUACGAGAUGAAAGAUGGGUCGGCGGACGCUUUGUUUUGUGGGCCGGACGCGCUUGGGAAAGCGAAGCUCUGCCCGCGUGAUGGCCAGCCUGGAUGCGCAAUCGUAGAUACGUUGCCGCCCCAGCACCGGGGAUUCUGCACGCACUUUCUCUCGUGGACAUGGGGGUACAAGCUAAGCUCCUUGCGGUCCGCCUUGGAGGAGUGGUUGGCGAGGUCUGCCUUGCAUCCCGACGAGGUGUUCUUUUGGAUGUGUUUCUUUGUGAACAAUCAGUAUCGCAUACUGCCACCACAUACAAGAAAAGGGUCUGACAAUCUCGGAGAGACAUUUGAGGGCAACCUGCGCCGUAUCGGGAAGGUAGUGGCCGUGCUGGAUACCUGGGAAGACCCUGUAUACCUCAAGAGGAUAUGGACACUGUUCGAGCAGUUCACAGCGGUCAACCUGGGGAUCGAGGUCGAAAUGGCGCUACCCGCGGCAUCAGCUCACGCCUUACUUGAACGGAUUGAGGAAGGCAGGGAAGGAAUUCUCGCUGUCGUCCAGCAACUCAGUAAAGUUGAUUGCCGAACUGCCGCCGCAUUCGAUCCUGGCGAUGAGGCAAGGGUCAAGUCACUCAUUCAAGCCUCUGUCGGGUUCGAAGCCGUCGAAAGAAAGAUCAAGGGAUUCUUUCUCUGUUGGUUGGCAUCUGCAGUGGAAGAGCGAUUCAACGAGCUGGUGCUCGGAGCUCCCGGCCAGCAGGCAGCUCGCAGCUUGGAGAUGCGGAAGAGCCGGAAGAGCUUUGAGCAGCCUAAUGAAUGCAUGUGACAUCGCACUGCAUUUCAGCUCGUGACAAACACGUUAGGCUAUCCCGUGUGGGGGACAAGGCAUACGAGGGAGGGGCGGGUCAGCGGCUCACCCGUGACUGGGUGAUGGUCGUGGUGCUCACCGAGUGGUUUCCUGAGUUGGCAGUGGGUGUUUCAGACGCCUGGUCCCGGGCGGCCGAAGACCCUCUGACCUCGGAGGUGCAGGCAAAGCACAGCUUGGGACGUCCUUGGUAGGAGUCAUGCGCGGGAC
Prorocentrum cordatum is the source of this 1641-nucleotide messenger RNA. The record is from the annotation of a GenBank genome assembly. NCBI's taxonomy places the organism in Eukaryota, Dinophyceae, Prorocentrales, Prorocentraceae.